Messenger RNA from Drosophila virilis, 12951 nucleotides. Lineage: Eukaryota; Metazoa; Arthropoda; Insecta; Diptera; Drosophilidae. The record is from RefSeq and is a predicted model, not a curated record.
GUCGUUGAAGAUUGCUGGUAUAAGAUAGUUUAUUGUGUGACAGUUAAAAUAGUAUAUAUAAUAAAAAUUUAUUUCCUUAGAAUUCUUAUGCUUUCGAACAAUUUCUUUAUUAUAUAUAAGUGUAACGAGAACACAAUGUUGCGCAAUAUUAAUUUUCCGAACCUCGAAGGAAAAAAUGUACAUGCAUCAUAAAAACUAAGUGUGUGAUACAUUGUUGAUAUAAAAAAAUUUUAACAACAAAUUUGGUUUAAGAGUUACAAGAUUUCACAGUAAUAAUGAAUAAAACAUUUGAUUUAGUUUUCGUAAAUCAAAAUUAUCAGGCUCAAACAUCAGAUGCGGUCAGUGUUACCCGAGGCGAUUUGGUUGAACUUGUAAAUACAAUAUCUAAUAUUGGAGAAAAAAGAUGCUUUAUCAGAGUAUUUGAUGGAGUAAAUUCGGUGAAAGAAGGCUUGGUUCCAAUGGAAAUAUUAGAAGUUAAUACAAACUCGUUAGCCUUAGAUACAAACGCAAAUGCUGCAGACUUGGAAUUUAGAAAAAGAACCAUCGUUGGGGAGCUUAUUGAAACUGAAGAGGAAUUCUCAAGAGAUUUACAAUAUGUAGUCGAUAAGUAUAUAAAAUCCAUAGAUAAGCCUACAACUCCAAGGUCUAUACGGGACAAUAAAGAUAUUAUCUUUUGUAACAUUGUGCAAAUUGCGGAGUUUCACAAUAUGGUUCUAAAAGAAGGCCUUAAAAAUUAUAGGCACCAACCUGAAAUGAUAGCAAAAACAUUUUUAAGACUCGAGCGUGAUUUUGAUAAGCAUGUGAUAUAUUGCCGAAAUGAGCCACUUGCUCAAGAGUUUCUUUCAAACAAUGUAGAAAGCCAACAUUUUUUUCAGGAACUUUCAGCAAAGCUAGGCGACGAUAAAUCGCUGUCUGAGCACUUGAAGCUCCCUCUUCAGAGAAUCAACGACUACAAACUCCUGUUUAAGGACCUAAUUAAAUUAUCUGAAUGCUUUAAAGAAAAUGUUAGGGACCUAGAAAGAGCUUUAGAACUUAUGCUAACCGUGCCAAGUAGAGCAUAUGAUAAUAUAUUGAUUUCAAGCAUUGAGGGAUAUAGAGGUAACAUUUAUAAGUUGGGCAGGCUAUUGUUGCAUGAGUCUUGCUUAGUUACCGAUAAGGAUGGUAAAUCACAUGAUCGAUAUUGUUUUUUAUUUAAAUCAAGACUUUUAAUAACAAAGGCUCGAAAAAUAUCAGAAAAAAAAUCGAUAUUCAUUUUGCAAAAUAUUAUAAAGCUUCCGUUAUGCGAUAUUAAGAGCAUAUUAGAGGAAAAGCAAAUUUAUCUCUCAUUAAAAACUGAAGACGAAAUAUCAAAUAUAAAUAUUUUUAUAAAGCCUCAUAACGAAGAAAAUCAUCUAACUUGGUACAAUGAAAUUAAGUCAUAUAUUGACCACGAAGUGACUCUGCAAGAACACAACGCAGAUGAUCUUAAAGUCGAUCCUACAAAUAUAUCUAGUGAAAGUGAAUUAAUUCUUCGGCUUCCUCAAAAAAUUGAAGCUUGUAAUCCAAAUGUAGGCAUACGUCCAUCUGAUGUAGCCGACAAUUACUUUUUAAGUAAGGAAACAAAAGAACGUCUUCAGCUUGAACAACAAGAGCUAAAAAAAAUUGAGCAGGAAGCUAUUGAAUUAUUUAGAAGCCAACAGAACCAACAAAAUUUUAGUUAUCAAAAGGUCCAAACACCUGAAUUAAAAGAUAAUUUUCAUACAGAGUAUGUUUUAGAAAGUUGCUCAUAUGUAAAAGACAGUAAAGAUCAAAAUAAUGCAAAGGAAAUUAAGAGUUGUGCGUUAGACCAUGAAGAGUUUCAGGGUCAUUUAGCGCUUGAAUCUAAUAAAAACACUAUAAAACUUACUGAAAAUGAAACUGUGAUUAAAGAGUGUGUCUUAGAUAUUCAACACGCUGAGUCUACAACAAUAGUUGAUGAUAAAAAACGCCAGGAAGUUUUUGAUAUAAACAUUAUUCAACUCAAUGAUGGUAACAGAAAAGAUUCAGAUAAUUUUGUUGCGAUAGAGAGGUCUGAACAAGUUGAUAUACAACAACAAAAUAUAUCAGAGGGUAAGGACAUGAAGCAAUUUAAGUACGAUACCACGGCAGAUUUGAAAAUUCCAAUUAGCAUCCCAAGUGCAACUUAUAACAAUUGCAUUACAACUAAGCACACUCCAAUCGAACUGCAAGAUAUCUUUGGCUACAGUGAACCUAUUGUUGAUAGUGAUACCACACAAACAAACUCCAAACAACGACAGGAGCUCUCAAGUUUUACUAAUAUAACUGAUUCUGCUUCAUUAGCGCAAUGGAAUAAUGAUCUUGCUAAUAUUGCAUCCAAUAAUGGGGGCGAACGUUCAGCACAUGGUCCGCCCCCACCACCUAUACCUCCUCAUUUUGUUAGAAUGCCUGGCUUUUUUCAACCGCUUCCGCUUAUUUCAUAUGAAACCACCAUAGAGAUACUAAUUCUUAAAUCACGCCCACCAUCACCGCCUCCUCCACCGCCGCGAACUGUUAAGCGGGUGCUUGUCCAUACUGAAAGUCUGGAACAAAAAACACAGAACUUUUUGGAAGGUAUCUACGACGUAUCAACCGCAGACACAUCGCUCCGCAACGCAAAACAAAAAAUACGAAAUAUUAAAAACGCUGUGUUAAAAUCAACAGAUUCUACCAAUUAUGCGCAAGACACAGUAAAAAAAGCGAAAGCUCGCGAUUUUGUACAUAUAUUUAAUCCACCAAUUAAAAGGAAACCCAUAUAUGAAAUUAUUGAAGAGGCUGAAAAUAUGCCUGAGAUUGAAGGUGAUUAUACUGAAUCUAUUGGUCCCGAUUUCAGAGAGUCAAGUGCUGACUGGGAAGUCCGAGACAAAAGUGUUUGCAGUAUGGAUGAUAACUAUUCUGGGUAUUCCCUGGCUACUCAGCGGCGUGUUGAAAGAAGUAGUAGGUCCAGGGACGAUGUUCGGGGCACUUCCUAUGAUAGUACUUACGAUAAACACGUAAGCUACGUAACUGGUGCAAGACGUGAUCGAAGUACAUUGGAUAGAAUUGAAGCACGUUCAUCCCUCUUAGCUUCCAGUCGAGCUGAGAGUCGUGCAGAAAGUCAAGCCAGCCGUAAGCGUGCAUCUUCGCAUCUAAUUGACGAUCAGCCUCAACGCUGUAUUGAGAAACCUGUGAUUAUCAAAAUGUUGAAAAGUGUACAUGUUGAAUGCGGAGAGACAGCUCACUUUGAAAUUCAGUUUAAAGAGCAGCCAGGAUUAGUUACAUGGUUAAAGGAUAACAAGACCCUGGACGAUCGUUUGGCGGACCGGAUUGUCCAAACAAGUGCUCCAAUGAAUUCCUAUCGCUUGGAUAUCAAAAAUUGCAGUGAGAAUGAUGCGGGAACGUAUACUGUUCGCGCACAAUCAGGUUCUGAUACAACGACUGUGACAGCUCAGCUUGCAGUUGGACAAGCUUCUGGCCAUGAUGAAUCUAAAACUAAUGUGCCACCAGCAUUUUUGGUUAGCUUAAAGGAUGCUGAAAUGAUUGAAAACACUCUGUUUCGUUUCAUGAUAAAAAUUCUAGGCGAUCCAAAACCAAAAGUACAGUUCUUUAAGAAUCAAAAGGAAAUUCUGGAAAGCAGUGAUAGAAUUCAAAUUAUUAGAGAUAAGGAUUAUUUGGGAUUCUACGAAUUAGUUAUCGUAGAUGUUCAGAAGGAUGAUGCUGGAAUAUACUCCUGCAAGGCAACCAACAAGUUUGGUGAAGCCUCGUGUGAAGCUCAAGCAACUACAGUGGAAUAUAAAAACCCAUUUGGAGCUUUAAGUGGUCAAAUUUUACAGUCUGGAGAAAAAUCAAUUUUUUCAUGGAAACGCAACGGACAAGAUUUUGAUCCAGAGGAACGAUUUAAAGUUCUCUUUGGCGAAGAUGAGGAUUCUCUAGCUUUAGUAUUUCAGCAUGUCAAGCCUGAAGAUGCUGGAAUAUAUACGUGCGUUGCACAAACUUCAACUGGAAAUAUUUCCUGCAGUGCAGAGCUAUCUGUUCAGGGUGCCAUUCAAACUUUAAAUAGAGAACCUGAAAAGCCUUCCCUAGUAAUUGAAUAUAGAGAAGCAAACACAAGUUUGGGAGCGUCGGCCAUUCUCGAACUGCAAUGCAAAGGUUUCCCCAAACCAGCAGUGCUUUGGAAACAUGAAGGUGAAAUCAUUGAAGUUGACGAAAGACAUAAAUUUAUGUUUGAAGACGAAGAAAGCAUGUCAUUGGUUAUAAAAAGUGUAAAUACUGAGGAUGCUGGAGAAUAUACUAUUGAAGCUGUAAACGAGCUCGGACAGGAUACGGCAUCUAUUAAUUUAACCGUGCAAGCUCCUCCCAAAAUAAAAAAAAUUGAGGAUAUCGCUUGCUUAGCUGGUGAAACAGUACGCAUGGAAAUAGAUGUUGAGGGAUCCCCACAACCAAGUAUUAGUAUAACCAAAAAUGGAAAAGAUGUAUCUGAUGAAAGUAAUAUAAAAAUUUCAUCUACUUCAAUUGGAAAAGGAUCAACAAAAGUUUUGAUAGAAAUUUCUGACGUUAAGCUAUCUCAAUCUGGACAUUAUUCUAUUAAAGCCACAAAUGAUCUGAGUCAAACUUCAGAGUAUUGGAACUGUACAGUUAAAUCCAAACCAAUAUUUGUAAAAUGUUUGGAAAGUGAGUAUAUUCACGGCGAAAAAGAAACUGUAAAUAUGUCAGUGCGAGUAGAUGCAUUCCCCGAACCAAAACUAACUUGGUAUCACGAUAAUACUGAAAUAAAAUUGACCGACACAAAAUAUAAAAUUGAUUGUGACGGGAAUACUUACACUUUAAAAAUUACUGGUGCCACUCGAGUAGAUGCUGGAAAAUAUUCUGUUAAGGCAGUAAACGAGCACGGUUCAGCAACUAGCGAAACACAGUUACUUAUGAAAUGUACUCCGGAACUAACAAAAAAAUUACACAAUAUUACUGUGCAGGAAGGCGAGUCUAAUGUUGAACUCGUAGUUGGAAUAGAUGCCUACCCUCGUCCGCAUAUAAAAUGGUUUAUUGAUGGUAUUGAAAUCGACGAAAACCGUAAAGAUUGUCACCAAUCAAUUGAUGGAAAUAAUUAUAAAUUAGUUCUUAAUGACGUUUCCGUUAAUAGCCAAGGAAACUACUGUUGUAAAAUAAUGAAUGAUUAUGGAAUACUGGAAGACAGCUGUUCUGUGACUGUAAACUGUAAGCCGAAAAUAAGAAGACCGCUUAAGGAUGUUGAGGUAAAUGAAGGAAGUUCCCUAACCUUAGAAGUUGAAAUAUACAGCAAUCCAGAUGCGAAUGUAAAAUGGUUUAAGAAUGGGCAUGAAAUUCAUGAAGAUGCAAACAUCAAAAUCAUAAGAGAUUCCCAACGUAUUGAAAAUUAUUACUUAACUUUGAAUCUUGCUAAAGUUGAAGACACUGGCACAUACGAAGUGAAGGCAUCAAAUUUCAUUGGAGAGACAACAUCAAGUUGCAAAGUUAUUGUUUUGAACAACGACUGUAUAUCCAUGGAACAAACCGUGACAAAUGCAAUGAUUGCUACUACAGAACAAUCAGAGGAUGGGGCGGUACCCGAAAUUCUUCACAUUGAUGUUUUUCAAAUACACAGUUUUGAAAGCCUUCCCCUUAAAUAUGAAGUUAUCGCCAAAGGUAUACCUAAACCGGAGGCAAUGUGGUAUCACGAUGGGAAGCCUCUUACUUCUGACGACCAUUUUGGUAUAGCUGUUGAUGGGGAUCGUUAUAAAUUGGAAGUAAAGUCAUUGGACCUUAAGGAUGCCGGUGAAUACAAAGUAGUAAUAAAAAAUAAAUGCGGGGAAAAAAGCCACCAAGGAGUACUAUCGCUGUCAAGUGCAGCAGAAUAUAGGAAACCCAAACAAAUCUCAAGCAGCGGGCUACGAGAUAUCAAAAUAAAGAAGGGAGACAACGUUAAUGAAAGUGUGAUACUUACAGCAGAUCCAUUACCCGAAAUAACAUUGUUUAAGGAUGGAGAGAAGGUUCCUGAAGAUGAAAAACAUAUAUUAAAAAUUGAAUCAAAAGACUUGGAAAACGGACUUGCACAAUAUACGUGCACAAUCAAUAUAUUGGGAGCUGACAUCAAAGAUUCAGGCCGUUAUGAGCUGAAAGUCAAAAACAAAUAUGGAGAACUGACAACAAAUGGCUAUAUAGACGUAUUGGCGAAACCUGAAAUUUCUGGUUUGAAAAAUCAUAAAUGCUUGCCAGGUCAGUCUGUCUGUUUUGAAGCAUUAGUGCUUGCCAACCCGAAACCAAAAGUUUCGUGGACUCGGGGAAAUGAAAACCUUUGCAACAAAGAGAACUGUGAGGUCAUCGCCGAUGUUGAUGCAGAUAAGUACCGAAUUGUUUUCCCGUCAGUUUCACCAAAAGAAGACGGCAAAUAUGCAAUUGCAGCAGUAAAUUCAGAAGGAAGAGCUGACAGCGAAUUUUAUUUGCAAGUGCUUGUUGAAAAGCCAUCUUUUAUAGUUCCACCAGAAAACCAAAUAAUACAUGACUUACAGCCUGUUACAUCGAGAGUAGUAGUGCAUGGAGUUCCUACACCGUUUAUUGAAUGGUUUAAAGAUGACAAGCCUAUUGACUUUGAAACUGUUGAAAAGCUUUCCCAGGAAAAGGUCUACAGCGCUAAAUCUACAAACACAACAUCCGAUCAAGUUGAGGGUAUAUUUGGAAUAUCGAAAUUUAGGGAAAAUAUUGCUGGAACGUACACAUGUGUUGCUAAAAAUGAAGUGGGAGAAACCAAAAUAUCAUUUGAAUUGGGCUUGCAAGCCCUUCCACCAAACUUUACGAAAAAACUUAACAGUGCAUUAGACGUUCUACAGGAUGAGCCUCUUGUUCUGGAAUGUUCGCUGGAUGGCAGUCCUUUACCAACAGUUCAAUGGCUUAAGGAUGGUGAUGAAAUCAAGGCUAGCCCAAGAAUAAAAUUAUCCUCAACACCCGAAGGAAUGGUAAAAUUGGAAAUUGAAAAGUGUCAACCAAACGACUCUGGUGCCUACAAAUUAGUUAUUUCUAAUCCACAUGGACAAAAAGUAGCAUUGUGCGCUGUUGCUGUUAAACCAAAAGAUAUGCAUCCGAAAUUCCUGAAGCCCCUUGAAAAUCAGUCUAUAAUUGUUGGAGAACCAUUGAAACUAACUUCUCAAGUUAUCGGCUUUCCUGCCCCCGAAGUAAAGUGGUAUAAGGAUGGUAUGCUUCUACGCCCUAGUUCAAACAUCAAUUUUAUUAAUAAUCCUAAUGGACAAAUCGGUUUAAGUAUUGAUUCCGUCGAUGCAAACGAUGCUGGAAUAUAUAAAUGUAUAAUUAUUAAUAAGGAAGGCGAAGAAGAAGGCGCUGCAAAAGUGGAAAUAGUUCCUAAAGAAUCAAAGCCUACAUUCAUUUCCGAGCUUCAAGAUGCUGCAAGUGUUGAAGGAUUUCCUGUCAAAAUGGAUGUAAAGGUUAUAGGAAGCCCAAAACCAAAUCUUCAAUGGUUUCAUAACGGUCAUGAAAUAUUGCCUGAAAACGGACAUAUUUCUAUUAUGGAAAAUCCUGACAGUACUUUCAGCUUAGUCUUAGAUAAAACUGUUCCAUCAGAUUCCGGAUUGUAUGAAAUUAUUGCUAAAAAUUCAGAAGGAUCAACCUCCUCUAAGGCAAAACUGUAUAUUUCUCCAAAAACAGACGAAACAUCUACAGAAGAAGCCCCACAAUUCGUUUCAGGUCUAAGAGAUGUGAAUGCAGAUGAAGGAGAAGAGCUCAUAUUAUCUGCACCGUUUAUAGCGAAUCCAAUGCCAGAGGUAAUGUGGUCCAAGGAUGGAGUUCUUUUAAACCCAAGCGAGCGUUUGUUAAUGACUUGCGAUGGCAAACACGUUGGUCUUAAUAUAAAACCUGUUAAAGCCUCAGACUCGGGUAAUUACUCUUGUCUGUUAGCUAACCCCUUAGGAGAGGAUUCAUCUUUAUGUAAUGCAAACGUAAGAAAAGUUUACAAGCCACCAAUAUUUACCCAAAAAAUAUCAGAUCAACAACAAGUUUUUGGAAAUAACGCCAAAAUUCCAGUAACUGUUUCUGGUGUUCCAUAUCCAGAACUUACUUGGUUCUUUGAAAAUAAGCCAAUAGAAAUGUCGGAAAAAUACGCUAUUAAAAAUGAUGGAGAUCAUCACCUACUUAUAGUCAAUAAUUGUCAAGCGGCUGAUAUAGGUGAAUAUAAAUGCAUUGCGUCUAAUAAAGAAGGUAAAGAUAUUACCCAAGGUCGCUUAGAAGUUGUUAAUGAACUUAAAAAGCACAUGCGGUCUGAAGCACCCGUAUUUCUUAAAAAAAUUGGAGAUUGUGAUGUCUACGAAGGUAUGACAGCGAAGUUUACUGCUUGUGCAGCAGGUUAUCCGGAACCGGAGGUGGAAUGGUUUAAAAAUGAUCAAAAACUAUUUCCAUCUGAAAAAAUUGAAGCUGAAAAAGAAUCAAAUGGUCUUUUACGUUUAACUAUCAAAAAUGUUACGGAAGCUGAUGUAGGACGCUAUUCCUGUCGAAUAUACAACCCUUAUGGCGAGGAAGUCUGUAAUGCCGAAUUACUUUAUGAUGUGAUAGAUUCGCAUCAACGUCCUUUAGGAGAGCAGUACACAGACUUUAAACAGUAUAAAAAAACCGGAGCUCCCCCUCCUCUUCCGGAUGGUCCCAUUAUAUCACGAAUGACAGAUCGGCGUCUUCUAUUAUCCUGGAAACCGUCGGUACCAUUAACCCCUCGAUAUCCUGUCACAUAUCAGGUCGAAAGACUCGACUUACCAGAUGGUGAUUGGCAUACAAUAAGAACUGGAAUCCGUAGUUGUGCAUGUGAUAUUAAAAACCUUGAACCGUUUAGGGAUUAUAAGUUUAGAAUACGCGUAGAAAACAAGUUUGGUGUAAGCGACCCCAGUCCCUACACUCAAACAUUUAGGCAAAAUCUUAUACCAGAUCCUCCGAAAACAUACACAUAUUUGCCUCCGGGUACUGACUUUAGACCAGAUACUUCACCUUACUUCCCUAAGGACUUUGAUAUUGAACGGCCACCACACGACGGAUUGGCCCAACCUCCUCAAUUUUUACUUCGCGAAAAUGAUAUAUCCUAUGGGGUCAAAGGACAUAACACUGAACUGAUGUGGUUUGUGUAUGGUUAUCCUAAGCCAAAGAUGACCUAUUAUUUUAACAACAUUCAAAUAGAAUCUGGUGGUAGAUUUGAUCAGAGCUACACACGCAAUGGGCAGGCCACUCUAUUCAUUAACAGCAUGUUAGAUCGAGAUGUUGGGUGGUAUGAAGCAGUCGCUACUAAUGAACAUGGUGAGGCAAGACAACGAGUACGACUUGAAAUCGCUGAGUACCCACGAUUUACAAAACGACCUGAUGAAACGUUUAUAAUGGCUCGGAAAAAUGGUCGCAUUGAAGCUAGAAUAACUGGAAUUCCAAUUCCAGAAGUUCGCUGGUAUAAAGAUUGGAAACUUUUAGCUGAUUCUUCCCGUAUAAAGAUGCACUCCUAUGACCCCGAUGUAUAUAUACUAUCAAUACAUGACUCAAUAAUUAAAGACGGUGGCCUAUACUCAGUUAGCGCAAGAAAUGUAGCUGGCUCUAUAAGUACAUCUGUGACUGUGCAUAUAGAAGAAAAUGAAGACCAGUAUAUUUAUAAGACCUAUGGAAGGCAUCCAUAUGUUCGAUCAAAGCAAUUACGAUAUGAAGACAAAUAUGAUAUUGGCGAUGAGCUCGGCCGUGGAACUCAAGGAAUAACUUAUCAUGCCGUUGAACGCGCGACAGGAAAUAAUUAUGCAGCGAAAAUAAUGCAUGGAAGGCCAGAACUCCGACCAUUCAUGUUGAAUGAACUCGAUAUGAUGAACAUGUUUAAUCAUAAAAAUUUGAUACGUCCUUAUGAUGCGUAUGAAAAUGAUAGAUGUGUAACACUAAUAACCGAACUAGCUGCUGGAGGGGAACUUGUUAAGGAUAAUUUACUUAAGCGGAAUUAUUAUACAGAGCGAGUUAUUGCUAAUUACAUACGCCAAGCAUUAUGGGGCCUGGAACAUAUGCAUGAUUUGGGAGUUGCUCACAUGGGCUUGACGAUUAAAGAUUUGUUAAUUUCAGUUGUUGGCAGUGAUUAUAUAAAAGUUUCAGAUUUUGGUUUAUCCCGAAAAAUAAAUAAACACAAUUUAUCAACAUUGGAUUACGGAAUGCCGGAAUUUGUUUCCCCGGAAGUCGUUAAUAAAGAAGGCGUUAGCUUCUCACACGAUAUGUGGUCAGUUGGUUUAAUCACUUACAUACUGCUUAGUGGCAGAAAUCCGUUUCAAGGAGUUGACGAUAGAGAAACAUUAACAAAUAUUCGCGAAGGUCGCUGGGAUUUCAAAGAUAAUAUAUGGACACACAUUUCAGAAGAUGGUCGCGACUUUAUAAGCCGGCUACUUGUUUACAGUCCCGAAGAACGUAUGGAUGUUAAAACAGCAUUAAAGCAUCCUUGGUUCUUCAUGCUGGAUGGUCCAGACUCCCUUGACGAUUUCGAAAUUGGAACUGAUCGGUUGAAAAAUUACUAUGGUCACUUUAGAGACUGGUAUGCAAAUGCUUCUUGUAAAAAUUACUUCCGAAGACGUCGAUUAAGUGGCUGCUUCCAACAUCCUUCUAAAAUGGUAUACCCUUCUGGUCAUUCAUAUACACCUGAACAUACCCCAGAGCCGUUACCGGAACCAAGAAACAGAAACAAACGUGAUGAACCUGUUUCUAAAUUUUUGCAUCCCGAUUAUGAGUUAGGCCUUAUACAAUCUGAAAGCCACUAUCAAUAUGGUCCCGAUACUUAUUUAUUACAAUUAAGAGAUGUCAGUUUCCCUGUAAGAUUGCGGGAAUACAUGAAGGUAGCCCAUAGACGAUCACCAUCAUUUGCAUUAAACGAUUCAGUUGAUUGGUCGCUUCCAGUAAUUCGUGAAAGACGACGAUUUACUGAUAUAAUGGAUGAAGAAAUUGAUGACGAGCGAACAAGAAGUCGAAUAAGCAUGUACUCUGCAAAUGAUUCAUAUUCUAUUAGACGCCUGCGAACCGAACUUGGACCUCGUUUGAAUGAAUAUACAGAGGCAGAUGCAAUGAUAGAAUGUCAGCGUGAUGGCUACCCACCCUUUUUUAGGGAAAAGCCACAAACCAUUGCUAUUAUGGAAAACAAGCCAGCGCAUAUACACUGCUUUGCAGUUGGCGAUCCUAAACCUUGCGUACAAUGGUUUAAAAAUGAUAUGGUUGUAAAUGAAAGUAAAAGGAUAAAAAUAACUUUUGAUGAGGAUGGUCGAUCAAUAUUGCGAUUUGAACCAGCAGUUCAUUACGACGUUGGAAUCUAUAAAGCAGUUGCUAGAAAUAAAGUUGGUCAAACUGUGGCAAGAUGUCGUAUAGUGAUUGCAACACUUCCCGAUGCCCCUGACUCACCGGAAGUAUCAGCAACAAGUGCAACAGAAAUACUACUUAGAUGGAAACAACCGCGAGAUGAUGGGCACUCUCCGGUCUUAUGUUAUAGUCUUCAAUACAAAAUGCUUAGUUCGGAUACGUGGACAACUGUAGCUGAUAACAUUGAUCAUGAAUUUUACCUUUUGCAUGAGCUUGUGCCUAACACAAGUUAUCAAAUUCGAUUGGCGUCGAAAAAUCGCAUUGGUUGGAGUGAAAUGGGAAUACCCGUUAAUGCAUCUACUUCGGGAACGGAAUCUCCAAAAGUCCACAUUACCAAAGCAAUGAAGCAUUUACAAAUGUUGACAGAAAAGGGUCAAGAAGUGGUGCUUGAGGAGGAACGUGUACAUAUGGAUUAUCAUUGCGAGCGAGACCCUCCUAACUGGGUAACUGAUUCCUCCGUAAGUGAUAAAUACAGUUUUAUUUCCGAAAUCGCACGUGGAGAAUUUAGCACCAUUGUUAAGGGAAUUCAAAAAUCUACUGAUACGGUCGUUGUUGCAAAAAUUUUCGAAGUAACUGAUGAUAAUGAAGAUGCUAUAGUUUCGGAAUUUGAAAAUUUUAAAACUUUAAGGCAUGAACGUAUUCCAGCGUUGUUUGGAGCUUAUAAACCUAUGAACGUACCAAUCGCAAUAUUUGUGAUGGAAAAACUUCAGGGAGCAGACGUGCUUACUUACUUCUGUAGUAGACAUGAAUACUCUGAACAAAUGGUUGCAUGCGUCAUUACUCAACUUUUGGAUGCGUUGCAAUAUCUUCAUUGGCGUGGAUAUUGUCACCUUAAUAUACAGCCGGAUAAUGUUGUUAUGGCAUCGGUUCGAUCUAUUCAAGUCAAGCUUGUCGACUUUGGCGCAGCCAAAAAAGUAAAUAAAUUAGGAGUUAAAAUAACACCAACUGGUAUGUUGGACUUCCAACCUCCAGAGAUGAUUAAUGAAGAACCGGUGUUUCCUCAAAGUGACAUUUGGUCACUGGGCGUGCUUGCUUACUUACUUCUAUCUGGUUGUAGUCCAUUCCGCGGCGCUGACGAGUAUGAAACUACACAAAACAUUUCCUUUGUGCGAUAUCGUUUCGAAAAUCUUUUCAAGGAAGUUACUCCGGAAGCAACUCGGUUUAUUAUGCUGUUAUUUAAACGACAACCCACAAAAAGGCCAUACACAGAUGACUGUCUGGAGCAUAGAUGGCUUAUGUCUUCAGAUUAUAUGGUUCGAAAACGUGAGCGUGCGCUAUUCUUAGGGUGCCGAUUAAAGAACUUUUCUGAUGAAUAUCAUGAACAAAAGAGCAAAACAGCAACCUCAUCCAAGUCUCUAUAUUCAGUUGAAGGUGGACCGACCCCAGCACAACUUCUCCGAUCAAAUAGCAUUGAAGAAGAAUUGCUUACAACCUUUUAGAUAAAUGGAGCAAAAAAGAAGAUUUUUAUUUUGCCCAUAUGAUUAUAGGACAUUCAUAUAUUUGAGCAUAUGGAAUAAGAAGGUUACCUAAAAUGGGAUCUAAAUUAUUUUUGUUGUCAUCAAUCAAUUAAAUUUAAAUCUUAUUAUGUAUAUGCCUUAGAAA